CGUAAUCAACUUCGUCUACGCCGUCUGCCGACUGAUUAUCAAUUCAGUGCCUCCGCCUAGACAUCCCCACCCUCUGUAGGUAGAUGUUCGAUAGCCAGAAAUGGCAAAAAUAGUGGAUCAGUGCUAUGAAAUACACUGCUCUCUCGACCGCGGAUCGAAAUGGAUUUAAAACAGAGACCAGGCCAAUCGAGCCGCACACAUUGCGCGCAAGCGCGCUUCGAUAACCUACUGUCGCAAGGAGCGCGGCUUACCUGUCGUAGUCGCAGAAAAAUGUUUUAGUAAGGUUGUAGCUUCGCUCGAUCUUCGUUGUGAGUGAUCUCUUUAAACUUUAAUUCUUGAAGUAAAAUGACUCAGAUGUAAAAAGUGAAGAUUGUUGUCAUGAAAUGUCAUCGAAACUCGUUGAUCCACGCUUGACGUAUGAUAAUUCGAUAUUGUUAUUAUCAUUGUAAAAACGCAAAUUUGUAAAUAUGUAUGAAAAUUUGGUGAUAAUAAUCGAAGAAGGGUAAAUGUUCCGCGCGAAAGAGAUAUUUUCCUUGAAUUAUUUUCGUGAUAAAGGAGCUUCUGGGAAAGGGGUCGUUCAUCGACUCUUUCAACUUCUUUUUUCGUAAUCGAAUCGUCCAAACAAUGCAGAUAACGAGCCUGAAAGUAUAUAAAAUUAAAGUGUAAAGAGAUUUGCGAGGAAAAAGAAAGGCGCCUGCGCUCGAUACUAACCUGCUGCGAUUUAACGUGAGUACGGAGGUACUCGAUAUACUUUCCACAUCUGUUAGGAAGUUCUUACUAAAUGUACAAACCUGUGAAAUAGUAAAAUGAUAUUAUAAACGUAAACAAAUUCAACGAGAAUCGUCAAUAUUACAUCUACAUGCAGUCCGUUAACUAAUCGUAAACGAGUAACGAUAAUUAAUUUAAUAUAAAAGCUCAACACCUUCAACGGCGAUAAAUCACGAAAAUAAACAAAUAAUUAAUAGUAAAAUAAAAUUAGUUUAAGGAUAAUGUCAGAGAGUAGGUCAGCAUCUGCAUCCACCGAAGUAUUCUGGUUGGAGCCAGUGUCGAGGAGGGACGUGAGAAAUUCGCUUGACGACGUAGUUCACGGGAUUUUCAUCCCUUUGAGUUCUCCAAAAGCUAUCAGGGUAGAAUUAUGCAGCAGGAUCGUUGAGAAGAGAGGAUGCAGCUUGGAGAAGUGUCGUUGAACCGGAUUUACUCUGGUUGUUCGAUUUGGUGUUACCGUCAGCUACGUCCUCGACGUCGAGGUCGUGAGAUUCAGGAACGUCCUGGCUGGAUCCAGGAUCGGCCGCAGGAUGUUGGCGGAAAUGGUCCGACUUUCUUACCAGCAUCGAGCGUUCUAUUGCUAUGUCAUUCUCAGCGUGUGGAUCUUUCUCCUCGUUGCUGGUAUGUACAAGUACAUUGGAAUAGAUGAAAAGAGCUCAGUGCAAGCCAGAGUUCUAGACAAUGAUAUUUCCAUCAGGGAAUUUCCCAGGAAUUUGAAAACCGAUAUGAGAACCAAAAAGAUAUUUCAAUUUUGUAAUCCUCCAAGUGAUAUCACAGCAGAAACAGAAGGAAAAUUGGAUGGAAAUUUGACAUUGGGAGGGAUUUUAGUAUUUGUUCGGCAUGGAGACAGGGGUCCUUUGGCGCAUAUUAGAAAUAUAAGCAUAGUAAAUUGCGGUGGAGAUUUUAAUUCCAUACCUGAAUUAGAAAGUUUAUACCAGAACUAUGUGAACUUCUUGCAAAAUGUCUCCAGCUACUCCAGAACUGCUUGGGCACAAUUCUUAGGUCCAUUCCAUGGUUUUCCUAUGCUGCCCAGCAACUCUAAAGAUUGCAGAAUUGGUCAGUUGACUACGCUUGGCAUUGGACAAUUGUUAAAAACUGGAAUCGUACUUAGAAAUGCUUAUUAUCACAAAUUGAAUCUGGGAAAUGGUUCUAUAUCCAGCAAAGACAUUGUUGUGUAUAGCACUAGGUAUCGAAGAACAGUCCAAAGUGCAGUUGCUUUACUCUAUGCCCUACUAGAGACAGAUGGUUUCCAAAAUCUAGCCAAAAUAACUAUGCAAGAAAGUCAAAGCUAUGCUUUUUGUAACACAGACUGUGCGUGUCCCGCCGCUGAAAAAUUCUUCAAACAGCACCUAAAAGAAAUGUCUGAUCAUUUGAAAUCUCAUCCAGCGGUGGCUGAGCUUAUACGACAGGCUUCCAAUACAGUCUUUGAGAUCCCUGAUCAAGCCCAAAUGACAGAUCCAAAUACUUUGAAGGAUGCAUUGUUAACAUACAUCUGCCAUGGUGCUUCCUUGCCCUGCAUAGAUUUUAACACUCAGAGGGUUUGUGUGAAGACUGAACACGUAACAGGUUUGUUCACUUAUACAGAAUGGGAGUCUAAACAAGUGGCAAAGAGCAGUAGCCGUAGAAAAUAUGGAUUGCUAAGAGCUUAUGGACUACUUCGAAAUAUCGUUUCCUACAUGCUACGAAUUAUCUCCGAGGCCAAACCCAAAAUAGUUUUAUACUCUGGCCAUGAUAAAACACUGGAAUACCUCGCAACCGCUCUUGGAAUUUUUUCUGACAAGUUGACUAUGCCACAUUAUGCUUCCCGCUUCGUAAUCGAGGUCUAUCGGAUAAAUCCGAAGAACGAAAACCACGUAGCCAGUGAUUUCUACUUCCGGGUGGUGAUCAAUGGAAAAGAUUUCACCCAAAAAAUUCCGUUCUGUAGAAAUGCAAAUUUUUACAGUGUCAGUUACAUCGAGCGCAAUGAAGUGGAAAAAACGCGGCGAGAUUCGAAAUUGUGCCCGAUUGAGACGAUCAUCAGACAACUUCACGACGAUUAUUUCGGACCAUUCAAUGCAACUAACUUCAAGGAUGCGUGUACCAAUCAUAAGCGCGGAUAAUUAAAAGAUCGGUUUUAAAAUUUCCAGAUAAAAAUUUUUUAUCAAAGGCUAUAGUUUGUUUAACACAUUGAUUGCCACGGUGGUGACACACGUUUUACUAAAUAUUUUAGGAUGCUUAAAAUAAUAUAAAUUUCAUGGAAAAGAUUUUCAACAACGUAAAUAACAGAUAAUAUUAUCAGUAAAAUCCGGAAUUUAACACAAAUUCAUAUUUUUAAAGUCAU
This is a messenger RNA of Bombus impatiens (common eastern bumble bee), 3085 nucleotides long. RefSeq names its product 2-phosphoxylose phosphatase 1. Bases 1296 to 2864 code for a protein of 522 amino acids. Gene Ontology annotation, biological process: dephosphorylation. The transcript is spliced from 5 exons. The record is from RefSeq and is a predicted model, not a curated record. NCBI's taxonomy places the organism in Eukaryota, Metazoa, Arthropoda, Insecta, Hymenoptera, Apidae. Gene Ontology annotation, molecular function: phosphatase activity.